Molecule: messenger RNA, 1872 nt
Organism: Zerene cesonia (dogface butterfly)
Lineage: Eukaryota; Metazoa; Arthropoda; Insecta; Lepidoptera; Pieridae
Gene: xit
Product: probable dolichyl pyrophosphate Glc1Man9GlcNAc2 alpha-1,3-glucosyltransferase
Exons: 8
Coding region: 166-1755 (529 amino acids)
Biological process (GO): protein N-linked glycosylation
Cellular component (GO): endoplasmic reticulum membrane
Molecular function (GO): dolichyl pyrophosphate Glc1Man9GlcNAc2 alpha-1,3-glucosyltransferase activity
Source: RefSeq, a predicted model, not a curated record
AUUAUCGUGCCGGGAAGUGUUUUUAAGUUCUUCUUCUUCUUCUUUAAGUUGUUUUUAGUAUAUAGUUUGUGAAAAAUAAAAUAAAAAGUUUGAAUGGAGAUAAGUUUUAUUAACGUUUUUAUUAUAGUUCGUUUUUGAAAAACAUUUGGGAACAUAGUUAUUAAAAUGAUAGUUCAAGUUACCAUAAUUGUAACCGCGGUUAAAUUUUUGUUCAUGCCGCUCUACCGUUCAACAGAUUUCGAAGUACACAGAAACUGGUUGGCUAUUACUCAUAACAAAUCUAUCGAUGAAUGGUAUUUUGAGUCUACUUCAGAAUGGACACUAGACUAUCCUCCUUUUUUUGCUUGGAUGGAGUAUGGUUUAUCAUUAAUAGCUAAACAGCUUGAUCCAGAAAUUGUCAAAAUUGAGAACCUAAACUAUGCUUCUGAUGUAACAGUGAUGUUCCAGCGUUUUUCAGUUAUUGCAUUGGAUUUUAUUUAUGUUUAUAGUGUAAAGAAAUGUUCAGACUUAUUGGAUAAUGGCAAACUUCUUGUUUUUAUACUUUUGGUAUCUAAUCCUGGCUUAUUAAUGGUUGAUCAUAUUCAUUUUCAAUAUAAUGGAUUUUUAUAUGGAUUUUUGCUUUUCUCUAUAGCACAUAUGAUAAAAGGAAAUUUUAUCCAAGCGGCGUUAUGGUUUGCAAUUUUAAUAAAUUUUAAGCAUAUUUAUAUAUACAUAGCACCAGUAUAUGUUGUUUUUCUAUUGAGGUCAUACUGUUUUACAGUUUCUUCUAAUGAUGGAGUCCACACACCAUGGUAUUCAUUUUCAUUUGUAAAUUUGAGCAAACUGGCAUUAAUAACUAUAUCAGUAUUUGCUUUAUCUUUUGGACCUUUCAUACAACAACUACCACAGUUAUUUUCAAGGUUGUUUCCAUUCAAAAGAGGACUUUGCCAUGCAUAUUGGGCUCCAAACUUUUGGGCUUUAUAUAAUUUUGGAGAUAAAAUCCUGCAUGUUUUAUAUAAAAGGUUUGGUUUACCAACAUCUAACAAUGUUGCAUCAAUGACUGGUGGACUGGUACAGGAAUUUGACCAUUCAGUAUUGCCAUCUAUAAGACCAAAUAUAACAUUUGUUUUAACAAUUUUGUCAAUGUUACCAGCUCUAAUUAAAUUGUGGCAUCUUGGAGCUGAUAGAAGAUAUAGAAGUAUGAGCUUUAUAAGGUGUAUUGUCAUAUGCGCCACAUGCUCAUUUAUGUUUGGAUGGCAUGUCCAUGAGAAAGCAAUUUUGAUGAUUUUAAUUCCAUUGAGUUUCCUUUCGGUUUUGGGUGAAGAUGACGGAAAAUAUUAUUUGUUGUUAUCAUCAGUUGGCCAUUAUUCACUUUUCCCUCUGCUGUAUCCUAAAAAUCUUGCAUCUAUUAAAUUAUUUCUGUUAUUAACACAUUGUGCUAUGGGUUUUGUUAAUAUUCCAAGUUUAUACGAAGAUCCAAAAUGUAAGAAGAACAAAAAGCGAGCAUUUUUCAUUUUACCUAUGUUAAAUUGGAUAGAAAUAUUAUAUUUAUACGGAUUUAUAUUAUUGUAUAUUUACGAAAAUCUGCUACAUUCCUUUUUAGGUUUUAAUAAAAUUUUACCAUUUCUACCAUUGUUGAUGACCUCAGUAUAUUGUUCUAUAGGCGUAUUUUAUUUUUGGCUAUCAUAUUAUUAUUAUUUUUUAACAUUUAAUCUAAGUAGAGUUCCUACAUUACUUACUCCUAGAACAUUGCAGUAUCACCAAAAAAUGAAAUAAUAACAAUUUUAACAAAUUAAAAAAUUUCAUGAACUAACUACCUACGUAUUUGAAUUAUUAUUUUAAAGCAAGUAGAAUUUAUAAAUGAAAUGAUUAAAUCGUUUUAGAAAGACUGCU